AUGACUAUCACCAUCCACCAUCUACACGUCUCAUCAUCCGAGCGUGUAAUCUGGCUGUGCGAAGAAGUCGGCGUCGACUACGAACUCAAGACAUACAAUCGUUCACCACUCUUAGCUCCGCCCGAAUACAAAUCCCUGCACCCAGCUGGAACGUCACCCGUUAUCCAGGACGGCGAUUUGACUUUAGCCGAGACCGCCGCGUGUAUCGAAUACAUCGCGCAGAAAUAUGCCAACGGAAAGCUUUUUCUAACGCCAACGCACCCCUCUUACGCGGACUUUUUGUACUGGUACCACUGGGCUAGUGGUACUUUUACGCCCACUGUCGGACGUGCUAUGUUGGUACGCGCUGGUGGGAUACCCGAGGAUAAUCUGGUUGCAAAGCUAGGAAGUGAGCGUUUCAAGAGAGGGCUGUUGGCUCUGGACAACCAGCUGCGUGAUAAUACAUGGCUUGCCGGUGAUGACUUCACGGCUGCAGAUAUUAUGGUUGUCUUCCCACUGACAACGAUGCGAUAUUUCUUUGGUUACGGUUUUCACGACCAUGUCAAUAUCGCCAAUUAUCUCAAACGAGUGGGCGAGAGAGAGGCAUACCAACGAGCCAUGAAAACCGGUGAUCCAGACUUGGAGCCAGCAUUGGGACUAGAUCACCCGAAAGCAUUUGGUGCAUGA
Molecule: messenger RNA, 666 nt
Organism: Talaromyces rugulosus
Lineage: Eukaryota; Fungi; Ascomycota; Eurotiomycetes; Eurotiales; Trichocomaceae
Exons: 1
Coding region: 1-666 (221 amino acids)
Source: RefSeq, a predicted model, not a curated record